UUCGCACAUGAGUGGGCGUCCAAAUUCUGCAUUACGUGCGUAGUGUUCUGCUGAGCAAAUUCCACUUUCGCUAAAAAGAAUGAUGGAAAUCGUGUUGGCUACCGAAGCGAAUAUGUGAAAGUAAACAGCACAUUGCAUGGCGAACGACAUUUUCAGAUGUUGAAAAACAUUUCUCAUCUGCAGAAUACUGAAUGAUUCAAGCUUCAUAUAACACAUCACCAUGUCGACCUUUGAGCCCGUCAUUGUACGUUUACCUCUCUGCUCUGCAAGACUACACAUCCGUGUGCAUCCCCCGGCACGCACCGCACCGUCGACCUUCAAUUGCACACAACCUUGUUCAAAACCACAAUGAGGAGCUAACUUUGCCAAAGGUCAUCGACGGCAAGGGCCACCUGCUCGGUCGCCUGGCCAGCACGGUCGCGAAGCAGUUGCUCAAUGGCCAGAAGAUCGUUGUAGUGCGCUGCGAAGCCCUCAACAUCUCCGGCGAAUUCUUCCGCGCGAAGCUCAAGUACCAGGCUUUCCUCCGCAAGCAGACCCGAUACAACCCCACUCGUGGUGGUCCCUUCCACUUCCGCGCUCCUUCCAAGAUGUUCUGGCGAACUGUCCGUGGCAUGAUCCCGCACAAGACUGCUCGCGGUGCCGCUGCCAUGGAGCGCCUCAAGACCUUUGAGGGUGUUCCUCCCCCAUAUGACCACAAGAAGCGCGUCGUCGUUCCCCAGGCGCUCCGUGUUCUCCGAUUGAAGCCCGGACGCAAGUACUGCACUGUCGGCCGUCUCGGACACGAGUUUGGCUGGAAGUACCAGGAUGUUGUCUCUCGUCUUGAGGAGAGGAGGAAAGCCAACGGUGCCGCCUACUACGAGCGUAAGAAGCAGGCACGGAAGCAGUUGGCUCAGGCCCAGAAGGAGGCCAAGGUUGACGACAAGGUCAAGGAGCAGCUCGCUUCUUACGGUUACUAG
This is a messenger RNA of Periconia digitata, 956 nucleotides long. NCBI's taxonomy places the organism in Eukaryota, Fungi, Ascomycota, Dothideomycetes, Pleosporales, Periconiaceae. The record is from the annotation of a GenBank genome assembly.